AUGAGAUUCUUAAAGUUGUUACUAAUAAGUUUUAGUAUAAUACUGACCAUAAACAUGGUCUUUUGUUCCAAUGACAAUUUAAAAAUUAUUCGUUUACCCAACAAUACGAAACCAUUUUUUUAUAAGAUUAAUCUGAUAAUACCGCAUCUCGAGGAAAUCAACCCUAUCUUUUAUGGUGAAUCUAACAUCGAUAUCAUAAUUAAUCGUGCAACGAAAAACAUAAGCUUACACUCAAGAGGAUUAGAAAUAAAUGAAAUAGAGACAACAUUAGUUGAACACGAGCCUUAUACAUUUUAUAAACCGAUAAAACAUUCUUAUGACAAUAUAAUGAAUAUUUUAACACUUCAUUUCGAAAAUACAUUAUUUGAGGGAAUUUACAGUCUUAAUAUGAAAUUUUCCGGCAUUAUAUUUGAGAUUGAUCUUGUAAACAGAGGUUUUAUGAAAUUUCCAUACACAAAUAAAGAAGAAGAACAAGGCAUAAUGGCUGCAACAUAUUUCGAACCGAAUGGAGCCAGGCAAGUGUUUCCAUGUUGGGACGAGCCAGAGUUGAAAGCCAUCUUCAACAUCUCUGUAAUGCAUCAUCAGAAAUACUUGAUAUUGUCAAACAUGCAAAUGCAAAAGCAAGUGACGGGAAAAGAUGACAUGAUACAGACAUGUUUUGACUUUACUUCUUCAAUGCCCACUUAUCUUGUGGCGAUUGUUGUAAUCCCCAAAUGCGAUUUUUACCAUCGUUCCAAUUAUGACCAAACUGUUAACAUAUGGUGUAGUUCGUUUUUGUUAUCGCAAGUAACAUUUAUUUACAAUAUUGCUGAAAAAGUUGUACCAUUUAUGAUUCAAUAUACCAAUAAAUCCGAGGAGAUAUCCAAAAUGGAUCAUGUUUUGAUACCGAAUUUUCCGGUUGACGGUAUGGAAAAUUGGGGACUCAUCACUUACAAUGAAUUUCGUGCUAUCUAUGAUGAUAAUAAACAUUCAAUAUAUAAGAAAAUAGAAGUAGCAAAGGUAGUAACACGUGAACUUGUACAUCAAUGGUUUAAUUUGGUUACUCCAAUUUGGUGGUCUUACCUGUGGUUAAAAGAGGGAUUUACUACUUUCUUAGAAUCGUACAUCAUCGACAAGAUUUUUGAAGGUUGGCGAAUGAUGGAUCUUUUUGUGAUUAGGACCUUACAGACUUGUUUGACGAUAGAUGUUGGCUCAUUGAACUCUGUCACAUUGGUACUGAACAGUACUUUUGAUAAUAUGUCGCAGUAUUCCAUUGAACUUUAUGGAAAAGCUCCAGUUUUAUUACGCAUGUUACAUCAUAUGAUUACUGAUGAGAUAUUCCAAAAGGGUCUAAUCAUGUAUUUGGCCAGGAAUCGAUACAGCUCAACCACUCCGGAUAAUUUGUGGAGCGCCAUGCAAAGUGCUCUCGACGAAUCUGAUGUCCCGCACGACGGUUACAGAAUAAAGGAAGUGAUGGAUACAUGGAUGAACCAAAACAGUUAUCCUGAGGUGGAUGUGCAGCGAAUAAGCAGCAAAAUUAAUGACAUAAUGACAUUAUCUCAAAAAUGUAUCUACAAACAAGAAAUUAAUGAAUGUAUUAAUAAUACAUGUAUUAACAAUACGUGUACUAAUGAAUGGUACAUACCCUUAACUUUUGCUACGAGGUCCAAUCCGGAUUUUUCCAAUACUGUGCCCAAAGCCUGGUUACGACCAAAUAAAACGAUCAUCCGCCAUCUACUUAAACGAGAAGAUUGGAUUAUUGUCAAUAUACAACAAACUGGAUACUAUCGUGUCACAUAUGAUAUCUCUAAUUGGCAAAAAAUUUCAUAUUACUUAAAUUUUGAGAAUUACACGAACAUACACUUUCUUAAUCGUGUUCAAGUCAUCAGCGAUUUAUUUGCCUCUGUGCUGAAUGAACAAAUAAGUGGAUCUGUCUUCGUUAGUCUUAUAAAAUAUUUAAAUCGAGAGGAAGAUAUUAUGGUAUGGCAUUCAUUGUUCCCAAUUAUACAACGAUUGUGGAAAUAUUUUUUCCUGCCAGAGGCCGCACAUAUCAAGACAACCAUAACGUCACUCCUUGGCAGUUUUCUUCAGAAAAUAGGCUUCUCAGAAAGUUCUCAUGAUGACGAUAUGGUAAAACUGACAAGGCUAGAUACCAUAGAAUGGGCAUGUAUUCUCGGUGAGCAAUAUUGUAGGAAGGAGGCAGCCAUCAAAUUAAGCGAACAUCUCAUGAAUCCUAAUGUUUACAAAUUUCCACAAUGGAUGCAAAAAUUUAUGUACUGUGCUGGUUUGAUGACAGCCAAUAGAACUACUUGGGACAAAACACUGAUAUUAUAUCAACAUAAAAAUCUAAAAAAUGAAAAAUUUAAAAACAGUUUAAAGAAAUAUCGAAUGAGGGAAAAAUUUGUAAAACUCUUAUUAAGAGGAUUAAGUUGCGCUGAAGAUCCUAAUAUCAUUAUCAACUUUUUAAAUAUUACAGCAUUCAACCCUACAUUAUUUAACGAAAAGGAGCGUUAUUUUGCCGUUCUGUGUAUUCUUGAAAAUCAUUCGCGCAACAAUUUGAUCCUUAACUACAUAUUAAACAAUUUUGAGACCAUAAAACCUAGGUCAAUGACUACAACUGCAUUAGUAACAAUUAUUCUUUCGAAUGUUUAUUCUUAUCAACAAAUUUACACGCCAAUCGAGUGUCUGAUCUACCAUCGUAAGCUUUCGCAUAUCUGUGCUUUUUCUAGAGAGUUGAAGAGCAUAACGUUCCAUAUCAUAGGAACGAAUAGCGCGAAGACUAUAAAGAAAGAGGAAACGGACGCGGCGAGUUUAUUCAUGUCGAGUGCAUGUUUUAUCUUUUACUUCGCGUUGGUGUUCGUCGUAUGUCUGGCUAAAAAUGCUCACAUCGUGGCCAGAUGGGCGGAUAAAUUGGGUACUGAGUUAUGGGAACUCGCGAACGAAGUGGGCCGGCCCGAGGAAUUGCUAGAAAACUGGGACUCAUCUCUCCUAGAUGGUAACUUCUCCUACGUUUCCGGGAAAUGUAGUCCUGUCAUCGGUCAUGAUUCAGCAAACAAGAACUGUGACAUUCACAAGAAGAAUGUGAACGUGUUCAGAGAUAUGGAACUGAUUUCGGACUCACACUUCUAUAACAUUCCGGUAAAUACGACUUACUCAUCGGUUCAUAUACCAACCAACGUGUACGAUCUCACGCAAGAUGUAGCUGAAGACAUCGCGAGGACUGAACUGUUGGAUGAUAUAUUUCGUCAGAAUUACGAAUCCGAUCCGGCAUUGUCGUGGCAAUACUUUGGUACAGUCACUGGUGUACUUCGACAAUAUCCUGCUAUGCAAUGGCGAACGAAUCCCAAAGACACCAACGACGAUGAUGAUAACGAUAACACAAUUGAUGAUAAUAAUAAUAAUAACAAUGUUAGCAAAAAUAAUAACGAAGACAUCAAUGAUGUUAAUGAUAAUGACGACGACGAUGAUGAUUCUCCUGUUUAUCAGUACGACGACGAUGAUGAUUCUCCUGUUUAUCAGUACGACGACGAUGAUAAUUUUCCUGCUGAUCAGUACGACGACGAUGAUAAUUUUCCUGCUGAUCAGUAUGACGACGACGAUGAUGAUUCUCCCGUUGAUCAAUACGACUGCAGGUUACGUAAUUGGUUUAUCGAGGCGGCCACGUGCAGCAAGGAUAUGGUGAUCCUAAUGGACGUCAGUGGCAGCAUGACAGGCUUUGGAAAGACGAUCGCAAAAACGACAGUGAACUCGAUUCUGGACACCUUAUCGAAUAAUGAUUUCGUCACACUGCUAAAAUACAAUAACGAGACGACCGAAUUCGUGCCAUGUUUUAAGGAUAUGCUGAUUCAAGCCACUCCAGAAAAUCUCGACACAUUCAAAAAAUCCAUGGACAAAAUUGAUACAGAUAACGUCGCCAAUCUCACGGAGGCUUUCACUAAAGCAUUCAGUCUACUUAAAACUUAUCGGGAGGAACGCGGUUGUGACGCCGACUCACCAUGUAAUCAGCUCAUCAUGCUUGUUACUGAUGGUGUUCCUGGAGGAACAUUAGGGAAUAAUCUAAAGGAGGUAUUCAAAAAAUGGAAUUGGAAUGAAAAUAGUACUUAUAUACCGGUGCGAGUAUUUACAUAUCUUAUAGGUAAGGAAGCGACAAAAAUGGAUGAACUCCAAUGGAUGGUAAGAUCGUGUCUAAAUCUUGGCGACUACAAGCAAGUACAGACUCAGGAGGAAGUGCGCGAACAAGUGCUCAAGUACAUUCCAGUCGUAGCGCGUCCUUUGGUACUUCAGAGUGUGGUACAUCCUAUCGUGUGGACACAUGCUUACGCUAAGAAAAUCACGCUGCACAAGGAUAAGAACAUUGAAGAAGAUUUAUCCACCCUGAACACCACAACCUGGCAAGAAUACAGACUGUUGACUUCUGUAAGCACACCUGUGUUUGAUCGUAAGAACAAUCGCAGCAACAUGGCAGAUGCAGCGAAUGACACACUGUUCGGCGUGGCUGGCACAGACGUGCCGAUUGAUGACAUCCGCGAACUUACGUUGCCGUAUAAACUUGGCGUGAAUGGCUAUGCUUUUAUUGUAUCCAGUAACGGCUAUGUGAUAUUGCAUCCAGACCUCCGACCAGAUUACAAAGGCCGGCUUAAAUUGAACUAUAAUAGCAUCGAUCUCACGGAGGUAGAGAUAUUUGACGACGAACGCGAGCCGAGGAAUCCGGGACCCGAAUUAUUGGAGCUGAGAUCAGCACUGGUGGAUCACAAGCGAGGUAACAUGAUGGGGAUUCCCGUGAAAUUACAUUAUGAUGACAAUCGUCGGGUCAACCUUGAAAAACGUGAUUAUUUUUAUGCGCCCCUACCUGGCACUCCAUUUAGUCUUGCGGUUGUUUUAUCUAAUUAUGGAACUACCUGGAUUAAGGUCGGCGAUGAGAUUCGCAGAAAUCAGAAUAUGAAUAUGAAUGUAUCGGAUUAUUUUGUGGGCGAUUAUUGGCGCGUACAUCCUAGCUGGGUAUAUUGUCGUUACCAUUAUUUAGAAGGUCAUGAGUUCAAUAAACCGGAAGACGAGUUGCGUCAUUUUUUGGCGCUAAUGAGCCGUCCUGGUUGGCGCUGGUCUCAGCAAUAUGAAGCUUAUUCAUCUAUAGAUGAAGAUGUUGAUGAAGAAUCCAACUGUGGCAGACAAACGCUCAAGCACGAUGACUACUAUUGCAACAAAGAACUUAUGCAGUUACUUGUAUUUGAUGCCAAGGCGACAAACAACAACUUCCGUGAUGACUAUAUAGAGAAUUUAUCUCCAAGAGCUCGGGAUCUUGCACAUCACUAUGGUAUCUUUAUAAGAUUUAUCGCGACGCAAAGCGGGCUCACCAGGUGGCAUCAUCUUAAAGCCAGCAAACUGCCGAAUGUGGAUGACACUGAUGACAGUGUUGUUUUCGGUGAUCUUCAUAGACGAGCAGUGAAUGAACCUUGGUACAAAGGCGCGAUCUUUCAAAGUGAACUAGAUUCCGAAAGUAUUUCUUUAUCUGUUUCAUGGGAAUCAGGCGUGGACGCGAUAGUGACUGCUUCGAUGAGCCUGGCGCCCAAGGAUGGCGGCAAGAAAGCACCAGCGGCUGUAGUAGGUUUUCAGAUGCCGAUGAAAGAUCUGUAUAAGCGGUUCAUUGAAUUAAUCUCAGACAAUCAGACGACAAAUACGAUAAUAAAUUGCGCCCACAAUUGGAUUGAUUGUUACCUGCUAGAUCAAAACGGCUACAUAGUGAUCUCAGACGAACAUAAUAAUACCGGACAAUUUAUGGGCACUCAGGAAGGUGCCGUCAUGCUAUCCAUGGUCAAACAGGGUCUUUACAAUCCGAUCGACAUCUUUGAUUAUCAAGCAUUGUGUCAUGAGACCCGAAACGGUAACUCUGCCAACAGCUUAAUGGAACCGUUGCAACAUGUUGCAAGAUUGUUGCUCUGGUUUCUGUUGCGAUUGAUAUGGUACGUGACCCAGUUUGUAAACCUGCCCGGCAUUCAUGGCAAGGUCCACCUCGAUGAAGAUGCACCAGAUCCGCCGCCACCACCAGAACCCUAUAUUUAUUACUAUUCCUGUGAUCAAAAGCGAACACUCUAUUUGUUGAACGAGACCGUUGCUGCUAAAGGUGUCACCAAUCACUCCACUUACUGCUCGCGGCCUUUUUACGCUCAGAGAGUUGCACAUACUAAUCUGUUGCUAGUUGUGGUGGACAGCAUGUACCCAACGUGUUUGGACAUAAAAUUAGAAGUAACGCCUGUCAACAUCUCACCCCUUGAGUACAUAAAUAGCAUGGGCGACAAACCCUGUCACAAGAUUCCAUUGAACACUCUAAAAAGACGCAAGCUGAAGAAUUGCUUCACAAAACAUCCUCUGGAGCAUGUGACUUACGGUUGCGGAGCAUCUGAACUGAUGGUGUCUUUGUCAUUGUUAUAUAUCACUGUCGCUAGGAUUCUGUAUAUUUUCGUAUGACGGCAAAUUAGCCGUCCUUGGUACAUGGUAACUGUAUUGUUUUACAGUAAGUAAUAAGAUAAUAAAAAAUGAAUAAAAUAA
Messenger RNA from Trachymyrmex cornetzi, 6522 nucleotides. RefSeq lists its product as uncharacterized. Gene Ontology annotation, biological process: proteolysis. NCBI's taxonomy places the organism in Eukaryota, Metazoa, Arthropoda, Insecta, Hymenoptera, Formicidae. Gene Ontology annotation, molecular function: voltage-gated calcium channel activity; zinc ion binding; metallopeptidase activity. Gene Ontology annotation, cellular component: voltage-gated calcium channel complex. The record is from RefSeq and is a predicted model, not a curated record.